UUUUUUUUUUUACCACAUUAUUUAUUGUCCCCUCUUUUACUUUUUAUAUUUUUUAUUUUUUUGUUUUGAUUUUUAUCAUAACAGGGCCUCUGUUAUCUUAAAUUAUUCUAUAAAAGGAAUCGAAUAUAACAAUAAAUUCCAUGUCAGGUCAAAAUGGUGUAGUUGACACUAGUCAGCCUAGUAUUGCUGACACCAUAUCACCAAGACCUCAUCGUAAAAUACAAGGCUUGUCAAUCGGUAGCACUGCCUCAACCACCAGUAUCGCUAGUUCAAAUGCCAGCCGAUAUACCACCAGUGGUAUGACAGCUACAUCGACAUUUUCAUCCAUAGAUGAGCAUGACCAAAUAUCCACGAAUUCAUCCGCAAUCGGUUUUUUAAAUGAUUCCGUAGAAGACCAAGAUUUUGGGUUAAUUGAUACCUUAGACUAUGAGGAUGUGGAUGAGGGUAUAAUAGACCACGAGUACAUUCAUCGGGACAGAGAAAAUCUCAUAGAGAGUCUCUUGGCUUCAGAACAAGCUUAUUUGGAAUCACUUGAGCUUGUGAUGAAAUUGUUUUUAGUUCCAUUGAAGAAAGAUGCCAAACAAUCGUCGUUUAAUUUUUUAGGCAUGAAAAAAAUGGUUUGCACUGAACGUGAAUUUCGCUGGUUGUUUGGCAAUUUUGAAGAACUGGUUCAUACACAUCGGUUGAUACUAAAAAGUUUACAAGAAAGAUUACGAAUUUGGGGCCCUACUCAAAUCCUGUCCGAUGUGUUUCAAGCUUGGUUCCCUAAUAUAGAAUGUUACCGUUUGUAUCUAAAGAAUUAUGAUGUAUCUUUGACGACAUAUGAAAGAUUGACAAGAUAUCAGCCGUUCAAGAAAUUUAUUGAUACGGUACAUAAAGACAAAGAUCUCAAGGGUUCCAGUUUAUUAUCUUUGAUACAAUUACCAGCGGGUUGCAUUAGUAGAUAUGCUGAUAUUAUAAGUCGUUUAGCAGACCUAACACCUGCUUUACAUCCAGAUUAUUCAGGAUUACGGAAAUCAAAAGCAUAUAUUCAACACUACCGAACAACCAUUAAUGAAAAACUCUUGGAUGCUGACAACGUUGAUCAAGUAUUGAUGAUUCACCGAGCUUUGAUUGGAGCACCAUUCAACGUACGAGCCGAAAGAAGACUAGUCAUACAAGGGCAGUUAUCCCGAGUUACUAUUAGUACCAGGUCCAUGGGUGAAGAGAGAAAUUACAUGCUCUUUAAUGACCUGUUACUCUUUGUGAAACCUAAGGUUGAAGGAAAAGUAACACGACUGCAGUACAAGGGUCACCUUACUCUAGAACGAGCAAAGAUUCGAUCACUUACUAAAGAAGAAGCGGGUGGAAUAGCUCAUUGUAUUGAAAUCACCUGCUCUAUGGCAGGCGUCGAUAAUUUAAAUUCAACCUUUGUUGGAGCUUCUACCACCCAUGUGCUUUAUAUUGGCUCGGAUAGAGGUAGAGAUGUAUGGUUGAAGAGUUUGGAUCUAGUUAUUCUAAACCUGGAUAAGAUAGCAAUGGCCAAACAUGCUCAAACAACUCGACGCAUGAUUCAAAGUAGGACACCCAGAGGUUCAAACUCAAACUCAGCUACCACAUCCACGCUAUCAUCAAAUGAUAGUCUAAAAACUGUAUCCAGGGAAUCCUCUCACAGAUCCUAAAUAACACAUCUAUAUGCCUCC
Mucor mucedo is the source of this 1682-nucleotide messenger RNA. Its product is annotated as Dbl homology domain-containing protein. The record is from RefSeq and is a predicted model, not a curated record. NCBI's taxonomy places the organism in Eukaryota, Fungi, Mucoromycota, Mucoromycetes, Mucorales, Mucoraceae. Bases 141 to 1661 code for a protein of 506 amino acids. Gene Ontology annotation, molecular function: guanyl-nucleotide exchange factor activity. The transcript is spliced from 7 exons.